AUGGAGCUCGCAGACGGGAGUGCCAUGGUGGUGGCAGUGAAGACUGCCCUUGGUGUGCCAGACGAGGAGACUGCCAAGCGAAUGUUCAGGGAGGCACACACCUGGUCGAAGCUCAAGCACCAAAAUGUCCUCAGCACCCUUGGAAUAACCUUGGACUUUGACUUCACGGUGUCACUAGUAUCUCCGUGGAUGGAUGGAGGUAGUGCCCGUCACUAUGUGCAAAAUCCAGACAUAGAUCCCCGUCCUCUUAUCAAAGACAUUGCUCUCGGACUUCGUUACCUACAUAGUCAUCCGAAUGGUCGAAUAAUUCACGGUGACUUGAAGGGCGACAACGUACUGAUCACCUCUGAUGGUCGAGCCGUUCUUACAGACUUUGGACUUUCCAUCCUGGAGAAUUCCACAUUCAGCAUGACCGUAAGCCGUGAGGUUGGGGGCUCAUUGCGUUGGAUGGCUCCGGAGUUGGUAGAUACCUUGGGUUCCCAAGACCCGAGGUUCACCGUGGAAACUGACAUUUGGGCUUUUGCGAUGACGACUUUGCAACUUUUUACCCGGAAAGUUCCCUAUUAUCAGCUGAACAAUAUCACCUCCGUUGAAUCCCGGAUACUCAAGGGGCCUCCCGAACAGCCAUCCAGCAAGGAUACCUGUUCUCGUAUGACAAACGAAUGGUGGGACCUAUGCUUGCGUUGCUCGCGGAUGGACCCAUCCUCACGCGUCGGGACGGAGGAUGUCGUGGAGAAAACUAGGGAGCUUCCACCCAGUGCGUGUGUAGCAUUUACAAUGAGUUCGAAACUGAACAGAAACCGUGGCUUGAUUCAACCAGGAAAUGACAUUGUUAUCGUAGUAAUGGGACCUACGAGAUCAGGGAAAAGAAACUUCGUUAAUAAACUCACGGGUUAUGAAGGGGAUCAUGGCGCAGAUGGACCCACUUCUCCCAUGCAAGCCGUUCGGGAGUUUGUAUUGGACAUCUCUCGGGGCAAACGCUAUGUCAUUGUGGACAUACCGGAGUUCGACGAUGCUUCCAAAUCGGACCAAGAUAUUCUUGGAAGGGUUGCUGAGUGGCUACGAAACAAGUAUUUGCAACACGUGAAGAUUGCAGGGGUUGUCUACACGCAUCGCACAACCGACCAUCGCAUGCCUACCUCAGUGCGUGAAAACCUCGCAAAGUUCUGCGAGUUUUGCGGGGGAAACGCUUCACAGCGCGUGCGAUUGGUGACUACAAGGUGGGAUGAAGCAAGUGAUGCAGGAAAAGUACCGAGUUGGGUCUCGCUUUUGGAGGGGGGCUUGUGGAAACCUCCUACCGCAUUAGAUGCCCGACACGAACAAUUCGUCAAUACGCAGAACUCAGCAUUGGAUAUCGUAAACGGAUUGGUAGGGCAAGACGCUCAACUGAGCCCUGAAGAGGUGAGAGACGCAGACAUGCAGUUGAACGAGAUUAGUGUUACGGGUACAAGGAUAUCGUCAAUUCCCCAGUGGUUUGGCUCGUGGUUUUCUUCGAGGAGCUCUGUCUGA
This is a messenger RNA of Pisolithus orientalis, 1509 nucleotides long. RefSeq names its product kinase-like domain-containing protein. The transcript has 9 exons. NCBI's taxonomy places the organism in Eukaryota, Fungi, Basidiomycota, Agaricomycetes, Boletales, Pisolithaceae. Gene Ontology annotation, biological process: protein phosphorylation. The coding region runs from base 1 to 1509 and encodes 502 amino acids. The record is from RefSeq and is a predicted model, not a curated record. Gene Ontology annotation, molecular function: ATP binding; protein kinase activity.